This is a messenger RNA of Dichotomopilus funicola, 1563 nucleotides long. Its product is annotated as general substrate transporter. Lineage: Eukaryota; Fungi; Ascomycota; Sordariomycetes; Sordariales; Chaetomiaceae. Gene Ontology annotation, cellular component: membrane. The record is from RefSeq and is a predicted model, not a curated record. Gene Ontology annotation, biological process: carbohydrate transport; transmembrane transport. Gene Ontology annotation, molecular function: carbohydrate:proton symporter activity. The transcript is spliced from 4 exons. Bases 1 to 1563 code for a protein of 520 amino acids.
AUGGGCCUGUUCAACAAGAAGAAGCCCAGCGCUGAGGCGACUGCGGCCGCUCAGGAGGAGGCGCCCGAGUUCGAAAGGGUCCAAUGGACCAAGGACCCCGGUCUCCGGAAGCUUUACUUCUACGCCUUCGUGCUUUGCGUUGCUUCCGCGACCACCGGUUACGAUGGCAUGUUCUUCGGUUCCGUCCAGAACUUCGACACCUGGAACCACUACUUCGGCACCCCCAAGGGCUCGACUCUUGGUCUCCUUGGUGCCCUGUACCAGAUUGGUAGCUUGGUGUCCAUCCCCUUCGUUCCCUUCUUCGCCGAUCGCUUUGGCCGCAAGUGGCCCAUCGCUGCUGGCUGUGUCCUGAUGGUCGUCGGUGCUGUCCUCCAGGCGGCGUGCCAGAACCUGGGCACCUUCAUGGGUGGCCGUUUCCUCCUCGGUUUCGGCAACUCGUUCGCGCAGAUCUGCUCGCCCAUGCUUCUCACCGAGAUUGCCCACCCCCAGCACCGUGGCCGUCUCACGACCAUCUACAACUGCCUGUGGAACGUCGGUGCCCUGAUCGUGGCGUGGAUCUCCUUCGGCACUGACUACAUCCCGACCGACUGGUCAUGGCGUAUCCCCGCCCUGCUCCAGGCCAUCCCCUCCGUGGUCCAGCUCCUCUUCGUCUACUGGGUGCCUGAGUCGCCCCGUUUCUUGAUGGCCAAGGACAAGCACGACCGUGCCCUCGAGAUCCUCGCGCGCUACCACGCCAACGGCGACGUCAACCACCCGACCGUCCAGUUCGAGUACCGCGAGAUCAAGGAGACCAUCCGCCUUGAGUUCGAGGCCUCCAAGUCCAGCAGCUACCUCGACUUCUUCCGCACCAAGGGCAACCGUUACCGGUUCGCCGUCCUCAUUUCGCUCGGUAUCUUCUCGCAGUGGUCCGGUAACGCCAUUAUCUCCAACUACUCGAGCGCCCUGUACGACAGCGCCGGCAUCAAGGGCUCGACCCAGAAGCUCGGUCUCUCCGCCGGCCAAACCUGCCUGGCCCUCGUGGUCUCCGUCUCCAUGGCCCUGCUCGUCGACAAGGUCGGCCGUCGCCCGACCUUCCUGGCCUCGACCACCGGCAUGUUCUGCACCUUCAUCUUCUGGACUCUGACCUCCGGCCUGUACGAUGAGCACGGCUCCGCCGGUGCCAACUACGCCAUGAUCUUCUUCAUCUGGGUGUUCGGUAUCUUCUACUCCACCGCCUGGUCCGGUCUCCUCGUUGGCUACGCCAUCGAAAUCCUGCCGUACAAGCUCCGUGCCAAGGGUCUCAUGAUCAUGAACUUGACCGUCCAGGCUGCCCUGACCCUCAACACCUACGCCAACCCCUUGGCCUUCGACUACUUCACCGGCCACACCUGGAAGCUGUACCUCAUCUACACCUGCUGGAUCUUCCUCGAACUCAGCUUCGUGUGGAAGAUGUACAUCGAGACCAAGGGCCCCACCCUCGAGGAGCUUGCCAAGAUCAUCGACGGCGAGGAGGCCGCUGUCGCCCACGUCGACAUCCACCAGGUCGAGAAGGAGACUCACAUCAACGAGGAGAAGUCCGUCUAA